Molecule: messenger RNA, 1401 nt
Organism: Oncorhynchus tshawytscha (Chinook salmon)
Lineage: Eukaryota; Metazoa; Chordata; Actinopteri; Salmoniformes; Salmonidae
Product: sclerostin domain-containing protein 1-like
Exons: 2
Coding region: 119-712 (197 amino acids)
Biological process (GO): negative regulation of Wnt signaling pathway; negative regulation of BMP signaling pathway
Molecular function (GO): BMP binding
Source: RefSeq, a predicted model, not a curated record
CGGGUAUAUAAGCGACUGAACGACAAGUAAUAUCAUAACGACACAACUACCUACCUACCUACCUACCUACCUACCUACCUACCUACCUGUGUCUAUCUGCCUACGGAGAGUUGCAGGGAUGCUUCUUACCACGAGUGUGUUCCAGCUCGCGCUCUUCUGCCUUCUUAUAAGUAACUGUCAAGCUGCCAAGAACAGCGCCACGGAAAAGUUAAACGCUCAGUUGAUCAGUACGGUCCAGGAUACACCGAGUAGUAAUGUAUCAAUGAAUCAAGCACGCAACGGAGGAAGGCGUUUGACCAGCGCUGCGCGGAAAGAGCAGGGUCAGGCACAGAGACAGGUGGGCUGCAGAGAGCUGCGUUCCACCAAGUACAUCUCAGAUGGUCAGUGCACCAGCCUGAACCCGAUCAAGGAGCUGGUGUGUGCCGGGGAGUGUCUUCCCUCCCACCUACUGCCCAACUGGAUCGGCUCCGGUCCCGGGUACACCGGAAAGUUCUGGAGCCGCAGGGAGGCCCAGGAGUGGCGUUGCGUCAUCGACCGGACCCGGACCCAGCGCAUCAGCCUGCAGUGUCAGGACGGAAGCUCCAGGACCUAUAAGAUCACUGUGGUUACCUCCUGCAAGUGUAAACGCUACUCCAGGCAGAACAAUGACUCUGGGAAUGGGAAGUCAGAGCUGGAGGUCAGGCAGGCCCAGGGCCAGAGCUCCACACCCUAGGGGCCCAAGAGGAGGAAGGGAAAGGAAGGGAAGAAUGGACGUUCUGGGCAGGAGGACUGGGCAGAAGAACAGCCUAAAAAAUACUGAACUGAGCCCGCUGGUCACGGGGGCUCUGUACACCUCUGAGUGGUUGGAAGGUCUCUCUGUGCCCCCACUUCAGAAACAACACCAACAGACACUAGUUUUGUUUAGAAGGCAACAAUGUGUUUGCUGUAUUUAAUGCAGCUAUAUUGAGAAGGCUAUGGAAUGAUUCCUCAGACAGUGCAACUGGUUUGCCAAAUAUUGACCACUGUGGAUGUGUUUGUGUAUGUAUGGCGUUUUUGUAUGAUAGAAUGAGACUAGUUCAAAUCGCACAAGAACCGCAUUUGACAGCUAAGAUGAGGAGUUCUCUCAACAGAUGAAUAUUUUGUCCACAUCAUAAUGUUUAGAUUAACAGAAAAAGCCAGAGUAUGUAUAUAAAUAGUGAUUCUAUACUCUGGGUUACUUUUUAAUGUAUGUAAAGGAUGACUAUGACAAUGUAAUAUAUUUUUGUAUGGGGAUAGCUGAACUAAAUAUAAAUAAGUUCAUGUUUUUAUAUAUUUGCUAGAUUCUAUGUAAUCACUUUCAGGACAAAUUGUGUCUCAAAUUAUUUGCCUUGGAUAAUGAAAUAAAUCGUGUCUACUAUGAUUAGAUCACUGAUUGAAUAUAAA